AUGACGUCAUCGAUGUUGUUUUCUCGGAACGAGUGAGGACGAAGACGGAUAUGAGAGAGAUUUUUUAUCAGUAUUCCUUUAUUUAAGGUCUUUACCGGUGAUUUAUCGACUAUGGACAAUGCAGGGCCAUUCUUCCUGUGCAGUUGCUGUGGGACUCAGUUCCCAUCGGCUCUGCUGCUCUCCCAGCAUUGCGCCACUCAUCACCAAGGCUUUGAACUCUCUCCAUUCAUCAGCGUUGGAAGCAUGUUACCAACUGGACAGGGGACACUCCCCCAGGCUCCACCCAACCAUUAUGACAUCAUCAAUCAACCACCAAUCACCAGGAAGCCAAGUGGCCAUGAUAUCACUCUUACACAACUACAGACUGUGAACCCAUCUUCACAAGCUCAUUUAAUGCCUUCCCCUCAUCCCCUGCCACAACAGGAGGUAGUCAAACAUGGCAAGGGUGGUCAACUACCAGUCUUAUCUUCAAACACUACAACUGCAAAGUUUGGAUCAGGGUAUUUUGCCAUGUCAGAAGCAAUCCAUUCAACCCAGUCCCAAGAGGGUACAGAGACCCGAGGAAACACUCAGUACACUUGUGUUGUAAAUCCAACUCAGACACUGGAAGCUCAUUCUAAUAGAAACCUGAAUAAUCCUUCAGGCAUGGAUGGAAAUCUAAGCAUGCAAAUUACCAAUCAAAUUGAAAAUCAGUUACAACCCAUUGUCAAAACACCAACAACUGAAAAUGGAGCUGGAAUAAUGCAGACACACGUGGGAGGAGUGACUACAGUCGCCGGCACAUUAUCUGUCAUUCAAAGCAAUCACUGCAGUCCAACAGGACAAAGAGACAACAUAAACAAUGAUAAUUCUCAUAUCCAGAAACAGAUCUCACAUCGUGUGACCAAAACUGUUCUUACUUCAAUGGUAUCUAUGAAAAACAAUCUAGGCUGGACGAACCAAACUGAAGCUUCAUACAGACUACCUUCAUCAACACUAGCUGUCCUUCCAUUACAUCAGCAGCAGACUGUUCUACUGGCCCGUACCCCUGCGUUUCCCAUGGGUGUCCUAACUGCAGUGGGUGUACCCCAGACAGAACCAGUCAUAAAACCUACCAAGCCCCCUAGAGGUCAGGGCCCAAGACCAUUCUCCUGUCCGACUUGUGAGAAGACGUUCACUCUCAAGUAUAAUCUACAGCAACAUGAGGUUUAUGCUCACUCUGAUGACAGACCUUAUGCUUGCUCCAAGUGUGAUAAUGCUUUCAAGCUGAAAGGACAUCUCAAGGAACAUGAACGUAACUCACAUAGUGAGGAGAGACCUUUCAAGUGCACACAGUGUGAGAAAACCUUCAAACAAAAGAGCCAUCUCACAGGUCAUAUGUCCAUUCAUGAUGGGAGCAAACCUCACCGAUGUGAAACUUGUGGGCUUGUCUUCCGUCAGAAGCAGCACCUGAAGCGGCAUGCCCUUACGCACACUGGUAAACGACUCUUCUCCUGUUCUCAUUGUCCUUCGACAUUCAACAUCAGCAGCGACCUGAAGCGUCACACCCGCAUCCAUACCGGAGAGAGACCGUUCUGUUGCGCCCAUUGUGGGAAAGGCUUCGCUAGGAAACAGGCUGUCAGGAUACAUGAGAAGAUUCAUUUUAAGCCCUUUAUCUGCCAGAGGUGUAGUAAGAGCUUCAGAGACCUACAGGCACUGGCUGACCAUGAGAAGAAGCAUGUUAAGUCACUGUCACAUGAUUGCAGAGAGUGCGACCAGAGGUUCAGUCUAUUCACAGAGCUCAAGGAACAUAUGAAGAUUCAUAAAGAAAAGAGCAAGGUUGUAAAGGAAAAGAAGAUUGCUAAUCGGAAGAAUAUGGCAGCACGACCAAAUCUUAGGAUGACAAGGCAGAGAACUGCAGCAGCAAGGGCAUCUCACAGGAAAACUAAACCAAAGUCUUUAAGACCCAAAAGAAGAGAGCAAGAUUCAAAUGAAAUUUCAAAACUGACUGAUGAUGAACAGCUAUCUUGCAGUGUUUGUCGAAGGCCCUGUCGAAGGUGUAAUCUGUUACGCCAUGAACAGAAGUGUCAUGGCAUACAGCAUACUGUCCACCAGUGUGAAGAAUGUGAAGAAACGUUCACUGGACGCAAUACUCUAAUGGCUCAUGCCAAAGAACACAAGAACCCUGAGAGAUUCAGAUGCGACCGAUGUGACGAGGCCUUCCAGUAUGAGUCUCACCUACAUAAGCACCUAGUCAGUGCCCAUGGCGUUAAGCCCUUCUCUUGUGAUAUCUGCUCGAAGACCUUUGUACAAAAAAAGUCCUACUUGGAGCACAGUAGAACAUGUAAAAAGGAAGAUACUGUAAGUUGUGAGCUUUGUAAAGAUGUCUUCAAGCAGAAGGUGUCACUGCUGCGCCACAAGGUCAAAGCUCACGGCCUACGACCAUACUCCUGUACCAUCUGCGAAAGGGGCUUUGCAAACAAGGGAACCCUUCAACGACACAUCGUAACCCACAGCAGCGAUCGUCCUCACCAAUGCCAGUACUGCUCAAAGACAUUCAAGGAGAAGCGACAAGUGGACCAACAUGAGAAGACCCACAGAGGUGAGAGACCAUUCCAGUGUUUCCAGUGUGGACUCUCCUUCCAUCGCAAGGCGUACCUGGAGCGCCAUGAAGCCAUUCAUACAGGAGAGAAGCGGUUCCGGUGUCCUCACUGUCCGACAGCCUUCUUCAUGGGCCAUGACCUUAAGAGACAUCUUAGGAUCCAUACGGGAGAAAAGCCAUUUGCCUGCAAGAUCUGUAAGAAAGCAUUCCGAAGGAAAGCAGCUGUGGCCUUUCAUGAGAAGCAGGUUCACAUGAGGAAAUUCCAGUGCAGCUACUGCUCCAGAAAGUUCUUCACCAAGUCUCAGCUUGAUUCCCAUACAGUCAUGCACCUGGGUGUUCCUCGUCCCCAGAUUCCCGUAGAAAAUUGUGAUCCAUGUCAUAGGACUGGAGAUGCUGAAGGAGUCCCAUCAGCUCCCAUUAGAAUGAACUCUAAGGCUUCAGGUCUUGCUCCAUCUCUAGACUCUGCUGAUGCUCCUACUAUGCAGCACCCUGCAAUGGCUGCAUUGACUCCAAUCAUUGGUGCAACCACUAGCAGUUGUGAAUUACAGGAAGGAUCUGAUUCUGAUGAUCUACCUUGUCUAGCUUCUGACCUUCCACCCAAUCAGAGUUCUACAUCAGGUCCAGAUAGCAGUAGAGCUCAGACCGAUCCAUCAGAUGCCACUGAUGUCACAUUUUUCCUGUGUAAUUCCUGUGGCAGUCUAUUCCCCAGUGCAGCCAUGUUAGCCAGACAUACCCAGCUACUCCACAAUCCUUCCCUCACCAUCAACAACCCUGCUCCUAAAGCCAAGUCCACCACGAGACAGAGGACAAAGCGUGAGAGUAGGAGUAAGAUGAAGAAGAAAGACACACCAAAUGCUAUGGAUGGGACCGUAAAGCAACAGAUGUGUGCUGAAUGUGGGGAAGAGUACAUGGGUGAUUCGAAAGCCCAUGGAUGUCUUGAUGCAAGCAAUGUACCCGUGUCCCCUGGUCCAGAAGUUAUUGAGGAUCCAGGACCUGAUUAUGUGGACCAGUAUCCUGUCCGGACCGUCGGAGAGUCCAAGGAGAAGGAUGAGUCUCUGUACUACUGUAGACACUGUGACAAGGGCUUUAAGAAGAUGAGUAGUCAUAACGUCCAUCAACGGAUCCAUACAGGAGAUAAGCCAUUUGUUUGUAAGUUCUGCAACAAGGCCUUCUCUGUCAAGAGCAAUCUGAAACAGCAUGAGAUAGCUAAACACACAGACGAGAGACCCUAUGCGUGCUCAAAGUGCGAUGCCAGAUUCAAACAGCACAGCCAUUUGAAGUCGCAUGAGGAGAUCCAUGCAGGCAUCAAGAACUAUGAAUGCACCGUGUGCGAUCAGAAAUUCAGGCAGUCUUCACAUCUGCAACGGCAUAAACUGAUUCAUGAUGGGAUUAAGCAGUACAAGUGCGAACGCUGCCCCUCUGCGUUCAAUCUGGUCAGUGACCUGCAGCGCCAUUCUCUAAUCCACUCAGGCGUUAAGCCAUUCCAGUGCGAUCAAUGCGAGAAACGUUUCCGACGCAAGUUCCAGCUGAAGGUCCACCAGCAGAUGCACACGGGGGAACUCCCCCUUCAGUGCCCGCAUUGCAGGAAAGCCUUCAUGGACAAGAAGUGCUUCGAGAGCCAUGUUUCCGCUCAUGAAGGUAAGGCUCUUCACAAGUGUGAUGCUUGCGAUAAGUCCUUCAGCACAGAGUACGUCCUGAAGCGUCAUUCAUGCGGACAGAAGACUGUAGGAUGUUUCAAAUGUGAACAGUGCUCCAAGUCUUUCAAAUGUAAAGAUACUUUUGAUAACCACAAGUGCAGAGGUAGAACGGGUAGAACGGAGAAGAAAGAAUGUUCAUCAUGAGUUCUUUAAGUUUGAAGGGACCAUCAGAUGCUUUGGCAAAUAGAAGAAUUCCACAAAUGUUGUUGAAAUGUGUGGUACGACAUUAAAGUGAAAGUCAAGUCUACAUUUUCAUUUUAAGGUGUACAUCCAUAGGAACAUACCAUGUUGAAUUCAGGUCAGAAAUAAAUCUUCAUUUUACUUCCAGUAAUUAUGUGUGAAUGUUAGUAGGAUCAAUUUUUCACAUGGAAGGAUCCAAUAUCAACAGAAUGUUGGUACAAGUUUUAAAUCAGAAAAUUUUCCUUAUUUUGUCCCAUGAUUAAAUAUUAAUUCAACAAAUCAAUUUAAAGAAAAUAGCUCUGCUUGAAGUCAUUUUUUGCAUUUUUAUUGUCACUUGAUUCAUGUUAUGGAAUGUUAUGAUUGAUAUGGUAGGCUAAAACAACCUAGAAACAAAUCUGUAUGUUGUUCAUCAUUGUUGAGGUAUACUUAGUGACAAGAGUGAUACUUUGUACCAGAAGGGGCAUACAGUUUUAAAGUGCCGUUCAAGUAUAAAUCAUUUUAUCUUUUACAAAAAAGAUAUUACUUUAUUUGAUUGUUAUUGUGCAAAUAGAAGGUUUUCGAAAUCGAUUGGACCAUAUAUCAUCGCUUAUAGAAUUGCAUAUCUGAUCAAACAGAAUAACUAGUUUGCGUUGUGCAGCUGCCAAAGUGUGAUGCUUUGACCACUAUAGUUUUACUAUAGGAAAUGUGGAAGAAAAAAAAAUAUAUAGUCGUGUUGUCAAUUCAUAUAGAUUCUUGCCAUUUGAAUAGUACUUUUAGAUUUUGUGAAAUUCGCUUGGCCAUCUGGCCAUUCUGAUAAACAUUUGGAGAGAGUGUUAGCUAAUGCCUUCACUCACAAUGGAAUAUGCAGCCAUAUACAGACAUAUGACUUGGAAUUAUUUGCAGGACAAUGUAGAAAUACAAUUCACAGUGUUUCUAAAGAUGUAAUCUAUGUGCAAAUAUUCAAGCUAAUGCAUCACUGCAAUAUCAGUGUGUGCAAUCCGUAUGCGGUUUUAUAUCCCUCACAGUGUCCCUAAGUUCCCAAAGUUUAUGGUAAAUGAAAUGUCAUGUGGGAUGUUUUCCAGUGUUUAUUUUUGAUAAAAAUUUAAUAUAUCUG
This is a messenger RNA of Strongylocentrotus purpuratus (purple sea urchin), 5530 nucleotides long. RefSeq names its product zinc finger protein 850. Gene Ontology annotation, cellular component: nucleus. The record is from RefSeq and is a predicted model, not a curated record. The coding region runs from base 112 to 4401 and encodes 1429 amino acids. NCBI's taxonomy places the organism in Eukaryota, Metazoa, Echinodermata, Echinoidea, Camarodonta, Strongylocentrotidae. The transcript is spliced from 10 exons.